GCGGUACAUCUCAGACGGUAGUAGGACUUUGUCAGAAGGGAUUACAGGUUAAAGGCAGAACGCAGGAUUUAAAAUUUUAAUUUACUCAUAGCCAAGAGUUUAGUGUUUCAUUUUAAUUCAAAUUAGUACUUUUACAACCAAAAGAAACUUGAAGGAUUACCUUGUGAUCUACAACCCUCGACUGUUUUCGCAAAGUGUGAAGUUAUCGCCAUGGCUGUGUGCUUGGCGUCUCCGUGCGGUUUGCUAUCGGACGAGGAAGAGGGUGGAGCCGCGGUGUUUGAGUCUACGGCGGCGGACGUCGGGGGCCUGAUGGGAACGCGCUUCCUUGGGGCAACCAUGCCAGAGGUUUCUCUCAUCUCCCAAAGCCUGGAGCCCCAGACACCUCAAAGAGAGACAAAGUCUGGGGCUGACAGGCGUGGCAGCACUGAGGAAGACGCGGGCUCGGAGAAGGUGAAGGUGUACCUGCGCAUCCGUCCGCUGACCGAGGUAGAAAAGGAGAGAGGAGAACAGCAGGGGUGCGUUUUCAUGCAGGACAAGGAAACCCUGAUGCUGAAAGCACCGAAGAACUCCUACAACAUGAAGAGCGCUGAGAGAGGAGUCGCCCCCAACGUGCACAGGUUCACCUUCUCCCAGAUCUGUGGUCCAGAGACGAGCCAGCAGGAGUUUUAUGAGCGCACCAUGAAGGACAUGGUGCGGGACGUGCUACGCGGGGAGAACCGGCUGCUUUACACGUACGGCGUCACCAACUCCGGCAAAACCUACACCAUCCAGGGCAUGGGCCGAGAGGCUGGGCUCCUCCCCCGGGCGCUGGUCUCGGUCUUUCGGAAGCUGCAGGGGCGUCUGUACAGCGCUGUGGACCUGAAGCCGGUCCUGUGCCAGGAGGUCCGCUGGCUGAACAGCAGCGAGGUCCGGAUGGAGGAGAUCCGCAGAGACUUGCUGCUGAAGGAGGAGGCGAGCUCAUCGUCCCAGAAUUCCCGGCCACAAGGCAGCGUCAGCGUCAGCUGUGACAGCGGGAUCGGGGGUCUGUCUGCGACCAGCUACACCGCCAGUCAGAUGGAGGAUUCGGACAGCGUGUGCCUGGAGGCGGACGGCCUGUACCACAGCGGGGGGGAGGGGCUAGAGGACGGGGUGCGCUUUUCUGUGUGGGUGUCCUUCUUCGAGAUAUACAACGAGUUCCUGUACGACCUGUUGGAGGCCCCGCCCUCACUGCAGCCCCGCAAGAGGGCCACGCUGCGCCUGUCUGACGAUCGCCAUGGAAACCCCUACAUUAAAGAUCUCACCUGGGUGCAGGUACAGAGUGCCGAGGAGGCCUGGAGGAUUCUGAAGAUCGGCCGCCGCAACCAAAGCUUCGCCUGCACUCACCUGAACCACAACUCCAGCCGCAGUCACAGCAUCUUCUCCAUGAGGAUCCUGCACAUCCACCCUGAGAAUGACUGUGGAAAGGGCACCCGUAUCAGCGAGUUGUCGGUGUGUGACCUCGCGGGGUCGGAGCGCUGUAAGGAACAGCGCAGCGGAGAGCGCAUGAAGGAGGCCAACAACAUCAACACCUCCCUGCACACGCUGGGGCGCUGCAUUACUGCGCUGAGGAACAACCAGAGCAACAGGUCUCGGCCCCCCCAGGUGGUGCCGUUCAGGGACAGCAAGCUGACGCGCGUGCUGCAGGGCUUCUUCAGCGGGCGUGGCCGCUCCUGCAUGGUGGUCAACAUCAACCCCUGCGCCUCCACCUACGACGAGACCCUGCAGGCGCUCAAGUUCUCCGCCAUCGCCACGCAGCUGGUACACGGUCCGUCCACCAAGACGCGGGUGGCCUACAUCCGGUCCCUGCUGCGCGAGAACCAGCAGAAGCCCAACGAGAGCACGCUGAUCGAGGAGGAGGAGGAGGACAGCGAUGAGGAAGAGGGAGACAUCACCAUGUUCGACUCAGAGGCGCUGCUGCGGGCCAUCGACGUGCUGAAAGGGGAGGUGCAGAGGCAGCGGCAGCAGCAGGAGGAGCUGGAGGCCAGCGUGAGGGAGCAGGUGUGCAGCGAGAUGAUGGAGAUCAUCACGCGCAUGGAGACCGAUUUCAGCGAGACUCUGGACACACAGAGGGCGCUGGUGGAGGAGAGGUACGAGAACAAAAUCGAAAACCUGCAGAAAAGCCUGAAGAGGUACUACAGCCAGGAACUGGAGGAGCGGGAUGAACAGAUCGCUCGCCUGACAGCGGAGCUGAAAGAGAGGAGGGAGUCUGUGGACGCGCCUCCCGUCACCCCGGCUCCAGAGGCGCCUCCUAACCCAGAGGGGCUCCGUCGCUCCCGGCGACUGGCCUCCACCUCCUUCUCCUGUUCCUCCUCCUCCUCCUCCUCCUCCUCCACCCUCUCCCUCCUUCAGACCGGGGAGCUGGACAAGCUGCGGGUGGAGCUGGAGCAGUGCCGCGCCGAGCUGCAGGAGAAAACGCAAGAGCUGAGGCGUUACCAGGGGCUGCUCUCCCUCCCCGCUCCCACCGGCACUCUAACGGCUGCUGUGGACCGCAAGCUGGAGGAGGGCCAGAGGGGCCUGCGACAGCUGCGUGCGGACCUGCAGCGCGUGGGCGCCGGCCUGCAGGCGGCGGAGAGGGCCUGCUGCCGCAACACCAGCGGGGAGAGGCUGCGGCAGGCGCUCGGCACCGCCGACGACACGCUGGCCAAACAGGACCAGGCGCUGGUGGAGCUGCAGAACAGCCUCCUCCUGGUGAAGAUGGACCUCCGCAAGAAGACGGACAGCCUGGCGCAGCUGCAGCCGCUGCGGCCCCUGACGGCCCCGCCCGCCCCGGGGUCCUGCAGGAAGAGGGGCUGCGAGGGAGCGGGCCCCAACGCCGAGAACCUGCACCCCGAAAAGCGCCCCUUCUUCCGCUCGCUGUUCCCAGCGCGCACCCCGUCCAGGAAGGGCCCUCCGGUGCACACCGCUUCCUCCCCCAACACGCCCUACGCCCGAGCCCUGCGGCCCCGUCAGCAGACCCCCCUCACCAGCCCCAGCCCCCUCCGGCGCAGGGUCAACUACUGACACUUUGAGGGGCGUGGGUCAGAGACUGUACCCACCCCUGCAAUCUUCCCCUGACUUGCCCCGUGUCCUUAUUUGGGCUUCACUGUAGAAGAUGAUGAUGAAGAUCGUCCAGAACUCACUCACUGCUUUCAUGGAUCAGCAGUCAAGAUGUCCCAUCAAGUAUAUUUUUUUAACGCUGGCUUAAAAUUGGGUGGCAGAUGCUUUUGAUAGUGAGCCCCAAGACACAUCCUGAGCAUUUUUUCUGUGGGAGUUAUGGUGGAAAGUUUGGCCCCCCCAAGGUUCAAGUACAGUCCAUGGGGAUUGCUUUCAUAUUGUGUGAGACUUUACCAAGACGUCACAAGGGUCUGCUUUAAGGGAUUUCACUGUGCUUUCACAACUUCCUCAUGUAUAUAUGUAUUCUUUGUGUGUCGUAUAUACCUGUGUUCUGUCUUCAUGUUAACCUUUUCACUCUUAUGCAAAACAAAUCUUGUGCACAGUUUACCAUGUAUGUCAAAAAAAUCUGUUUUUCUUGGGAGUUUUAAGUAAUUUUUUAGAGAACAUUCUAUGCACACUUACUACUGUAUCUGCUGUGUUCCACUUUGUUGUGACAUGUGCACGAGUGUGUGUAAAUCCUACUUUAUCCAGUCUAAAUUGUGCAGAUUCACCUAAAAUGAACAUAAAUGGGGAAGAAGUAAAGGUUUUUAUUUUAUUAAAAUUGACCUGCUUGCAAUAAAUGAUUAAAAGAUCUGUGGCAGGUUUCCGUCAGUGAUGAGAAAGAUGGCUGACCAUAAGCCAUCAGGAAGACCUCAUUACUAAUGACAGUACGGGCGUACAUUCAGAAAGGGAGAAUAAUGGGUGGAGACACAGCUUUCUGUGCUCCCCGUCACCCCAGAAACGCUCCCCGCUCUCUGCCGACUGGCUCGGUUCAGUGAGUCGCUGUUGGAGCACAGCUGUUCAGCUUAAGGCACCGACUGUUCCGCUCAGCUGAUUGGAUUAAAAUUACAGGCACUUUGAGGUCAACUGCCUGAAGGAAUACUAUUUUGUAAUAAGAUAUAAACAUU
This is a messenger RNA of Anguilla anguilla (European eel), 4058 nucleotides long. It is a transcript of the gene kif20a, whose product is annotated as kinesin family member 20A. Bases 211 to 3018 code for a protein of 935 amino acids. Gene Ontology annotation, cellular component: spindle microtubule; nucleus. Gene Ontology annotation, biological process: microtubule-based movement; mitotic spindle assembly. Gene Ontology annotation, molecular function: microtubule binding; ATP binding; plus-end-directed microtubule motor activity. Lineage: Eukaryota; Metazoa; Chordata; Actinopteri; Anguilliformes; Anguillidae. The transcript is spliced from 19 exons. The record is from RefSeq and is a predicted model, not a curated record.